Zonotrichia albicollis (white-throated sparrow) is the source of this 4453-nucleotide messenger RNA. RefSeq names its product alpha-1,6-mannosyl-glycoprotein 4-beta-N-acetylglucosaminyltransferase. Lineage: Eukaryota; Metazoa; Chordata; Aves; Passeriformes; Passerellidae. Gene Ontology annotation, molecular function: acetylglucosaminyltransferase activity. The record is from RefSeq and is a predicted model, not a curated record. Gene Ontology annotation, biological process: protein N-linked glycosylation.
CAUGUUUGUUUUACUGCAGCAGGAUUGUGUUCAUGCACAGUGUGAUAUUUCAGUGUCUGAGAAGCAGUGAGCAAGACAGCAGUGAUCAACAAUAAUCUUAAUUCCCAGCCCAGCAGAUACCAGUUUAAGGAAAGAAAAAGAAAAAUAAAUGAUCAAACAAAGGAAUUACUUGAAGAGGAGUUGUAAGGCAAAAGUAUGUAAAGGUACUUAAGUUCUCACACUGGUGUUUUUCUUUGAAAAGAAGAUCUAAACUUUUAAAACCAGAAGGUGCUUUUCAGAGAACAUAAACAGGGAGGGAGAGGAGGGGACAAACUAAAAUAACUGAAGCAGUGAUGAAGUGAUGAAGGACUCGACUCUGUCUUUUCAAAGAGCACAGUGCGGAAAUCGUUUCUGUUGAAAGCCCCCAAGCAACCACUGAUCUGGCUUUUGACUCAGUAAAUUGAUUUCUGUGAGGAAGAAGCAACCAUGAAACUUCCUGUGGCCCUGGGCUGACUGAGAAGUGAGGGGUGCAGGGGCUGGGCCUAUCAGAAUUGUGGUCUGACCAGAAGGAACCUGGCUGGAGGUUUAAUUGAACACGUGGCUUCCUGGGGAGGUGCAGAGGAGGUGCUGCAGGGCAGGGGAGCAGCUGUGCAGAUACAGACCCUGGACUGAGCUUUGCUGCUUAUCAGAUAUCAGCCUCUCAGUCCUGCUGCACACCACAUCUGAUCCCAAGCAGGAGGAACAGUUCUUGUCCAUGUAGAAUGUUCAGUGAAGCACCUGAAGGAGAGGGAGUUCUGCCAUCUCGGUUUGGACUCGGUGGUCUUUGAGCUCUUGGUGGGUCCCUUCCAGCUCAGAAUAUCCAGUGGUUCUGUGACCCCACAUGACCCUGGUGUAGCUGCCCAGAAGGAGUUUCUUGCCACUCUGUAAAUCACCACUAAGGACAUCUGCCCCGACCUUGGAUCUCUGUUGGAGACUCUUCAUGUUGACUUCAAACUCAUUUGGGACAGCUUCUGCCUCACAGUUCCCCUUUCCACCACUGCUGAACUGUUGAUGCCGCAGAGGAAUUCCAGGCUCCAUGUGCUCCCACAGGAACAGCUGGGGCUGGAAGUUAUCAUGGGGGAUUUGUAGAAGAUGGAGCUUGGCAAGAGAUGUGAGGGCUCUCUGAAGGCCUCAGCCAGCAGGGGCCAUGCGAUGCUCCCUGAAACGGUCCCUCAUGGUUCUGCUCGCUGUCUCCUUCCUCCUCCUCCUCCUCCUCCAUGGGAGCAGCCGGCAGGAACAGGAUCCCCUGGAGGUGCAGCUCAGGGGCCUGGCUCCCAACAUGAUCCUGCAGCUGCUGCAGCCAGGGGGAGCCCAGCACAUCCUCAGGGACACAGCUGAGCUCUCUGCACUCCACAACAUCUCCUACCAGCUCCUCGCUGGCUCUCCGGCUCCCCAAAAAAAAUUCCUGGCGGUGGGAAUGGCAUCCGUGCAGAGGCCACGUGGUUUCUACCUCCUGGCCACACUGCAGUCCCUGUUCAGCCAGUCCACAGAGGAGGAGCUGCAGGAGAUGGUGGUGGUGGUGCACCUGGCUGACACUGAUCCUGGCUGGAACGUGCGCGUUGCCGCCACCAUCGCCCAGAAGUUUGCUCGCCACAUCCUCCUGGGCCGCCUCCUGCUCAUCCACGCUCCUCCUGAGUUCUACCCCACCCUGGAGGGCCUGAAGAGGAACUUCAAUGAUGCAGAGGAGCGGGUGAGGUUCCGCUCCAAGCAGAAUGUGGACUAUGCCUUCCUGCUCGCCUUCGCCGCCAACCUCUCCUCCUACUACCUGAUGAUCGAGGACGACGUGUGGAGCGCCAGGUCCUUCCUGACAUCCAUCCGCAGGGCACUGGCUUCCCAGGAGGGCUCCAACUGGGCCACCCUCGAAUUCUCCAAGCUGGGCUACAUCGGAAAGCUCUACCGCUCCAGUGACCUUCCUCGCCUGGCUCACUUCCUGCUCCUCUUCUACCAGGAAAUGCCCUGUGACUGGCUGCUGGUCCACUUCCGCCAGCUGCUCACCCAGAAGGAUGUGAUACGCUUCAAGCCAUCCCUCUUCCAGCACAUGGGCCUCUACUCCUCCUUCCAGGGCACUGUCAACCGGCUGAAGGACGAGGAUUUCCAGGCCGAUGCCUUGGACCUCCCGGACAACCCGCCGGCAUCCCUGUACACCAGCAUGUCCAUCUUUGAGAACUACAAGCCCCUCAAGGCCUACAGCUUGGCACAGGGCUACUUUUGGGGCAAAGACCCAGCAGCUGGCAGUACUUUUACCAUCGUGUUCCAGCAGCCAGCCCGAGUCCGCCGUGUCCGGGUGCGCACGGGCUCUGUGGAGCGCCCAGGCGAUUUCCUGCACGCAGGGCUGCUGGAGCUGGGCCAGCGCCGCGACCGCAGCCACGACUGCUCCUCCUACGUCCCUGUGGGCUCCUUCAAGAAGGGGACCCUGGAGCAGCAGGGCCUGGAGAAGGUCCUGCCUGGGCCCGUGGAGUGCGUGAGGAUCCGGGUGACCCAGGACCAGAGCGAGUGGCUCAUCAUCCAGAGCAUCGACAUCUGGACCACAGCAGGCACCUGAGCACACCUGUGGCAGGAUGUCAAAGCAGCUGGAUUUGGUUCCUUUAUUUUUCACAUUGCCUUUUUGGAUAAGAAAUUAAGUUAUUGGCUCUCACUGCUCCGUGUGUGGAGAGAUGGGAACCACUGCUGUGGGCUGCAGAUGGGUCUAAGAGCAGGGCCCAUCAGAAUGUACCUGCUGGGGAUGCCCCAAUGAGCCAAGGAGGGGACACAAGAAGGGGAAGGUGCUUGGGAAUUCAGGGCUGAGCAGCAGAAAACCUUUCCUCCUGGGGAGGAUGAUGUACAGGACAAAGCUGAUCAGCUAAUUAACAAACCAAAUAAUUCAUCAGGCAGUGGUUUGGUUUUUUUUUGGAGCCUCUCCACACCUUACCUGCUAUAAGUUUUCUAACUUUUUCCAAAACUCUCAAUUUCUAAUUCCCUUCUCUCUGAUCCCAUUUCCCAGCUGCUCCUGGAGGGGUCAGGGGAAAGUCUGGGGGUGCUGCUCACCAAACCCUUCACCCUGCAGGCUCAGCAAGCUCCCACUGGUGCCCGGCCAUUUCCCGGUGCCGAUCGGGGGCGACGGCCACCAGAUGGACCCAUCGGCCCGGCAGCGGGCAGCGCCUCCCACCAGCGCUCCUUGUUCCCGCCCUCCAAGAGAAAAAAACCAGUUGCCAGGGACUUCACUUCGUGUUUUUGCUUGGUUCACACGGAGCGGGAAGGACAGGCAAGAUGGGGCAUCCAGAAAGGCGAGGAACGCACAGAAUUGAGCACCAGGGAACAAAGAUAAGCCAAUGAAAAUGUGACCUUGGUAUAAUGUGAAGCUCUGGGUCCUUUUUAGCCCAGUGAGGUGCUGAAGGGUAACUGGGGUACACAAAGGAUCCCAAAAGCUGCUGUUUGGGUUUGUCUGGCUGGGCCAGCUUGGAGCGCUGGAUGCUCCACUAGCAGCUGUGGGCCCCAGCACGCCGGGCAGUGACUGGUACCUCUCCCAGUUAGGCUUUUAGCAACAAUUUCUCAGCUUCCUGCAAAGGAAGAAUUCCAGUCUGCUCAGCAUUCCCAUGGGAUAGCCCAGAGAACUCACUGACCUGUGCCAAGCAGGACCCUGCUCUGCCCAUGUUCCAAGCCUGGCUCUCCUGGAGCAGGGCAGUCACUGCCAGCAGGGAGCAGUGCCACUCCUGCAGCACCAUAACCACAGCUCUGGUUUGAGGUGGCAUCAGCUCACCUGCUGGGCACUCGCAGGCAGAUGGAGCCCCAGACCUGGCAUGAUGGGGUUUUUCCCCUGAAAAAAAGCCACUCAGGGAGUAGAUCUUUGCAUUUAAUAUGGAGGUGCUACACCAUAAACUUCAAAUAUUCUCAGUGGGAUCAAUACACACGGCAGAACCACUGCAGCUUCCUCCACACAGCCCAAGUCCUGUCAGAGCUCUUGGAGUGUUCUGAGUGGCACAAGUGUCCACUUCCCAGGGCCCGGAAAGGUGUUUCCAGUGCUCCAGGAGAGCCUUUGCCCCAGUUCUCUUGGACACAAAUGCUCCUGCCCACUGUGGGAGAACACCAAGGGUCACCAGUGUGGGCACAAAUCAAGAGGUUUCACCCCAGAAAGUUUUUAUCUACAGGUAAAGCGCAAAAAGAUAGAAAUGUAAAUCAGCUUUUUACCUGUUGGACUCUUACUGAUGUAGGUACUAACAGGUUUUGUGAUAUCCACAUGCCCAGAAGCAAGCUGCAGUCUCAGUUAUGCUGGUGUAAACCUGGACAGACUCCAGAGGCAUGGAAAUCUCUCCAUUUACAUCAGGAUAAGCAGAAGCGGCAGUGUGCACUGGCAGAAACUCCCUCCCCUUUGUUCCUGUGUGGCUCAGCACCACAAUGCCCAAGGACCAUCAGUGCAUACUGGAGGAGGAGGUGGUUGCUGCAUCCUGGAGAAACAUCA